This is a messenger RNA of Tuber aestivum (summer truffle), 986 nucleotides long. NCBI's taxonomy places the organism in Eukaryota, Fungi, Ascomycota, Pezizomycetes, Pezizales, Tuberaceae. The record is from the annotation of a GenBank genome assembly.
AUGGUCAGGUACGUCGCGACCGGCUCAUAUUCUUUCGCAAUUACCCGGGACGGCAGGGUCUGGGCAUGGGGGCUUAAUCAAUAUGGGCAAUGCGGGAUAUAUGAUACGAGUACCAGCCUCCGCGCGCCGGGGAGGGCAAACCCUUUAAAUACCAGCCUGUCUCAGAUUUUUCCUAUAAUACCAUCAAGGUUUUUAGCCUUUCUGCCGCCCCCAAGACAGUAAAGAAUGUGCAGAAAUGGGUGGGAGUGGCAACCAUCAGCUACUUUGUUGCUUAAAAAUUUGUCAGUAAAAAUCCCGCCAAGAUGUGUUGAGACAAUUCUUUUUACCUAGUCUGGCACAAAAAGAAACCUUUUUUUUUUAUCUAAACUACAUUUUUCUGUACCUGUUGUGUCUCUAGAAAUUUCGAUAAAAAUUAAACGAAUAGUUACCCCUAGAUCAGGUUAAUCUUGAAAGAAACAUCUAGAAAUCCCUCUGACUCCCCCAAGGUUGCAUUUUCCCACUUAGAAGUUGAAGUAUUAUUUGCUUGGCCGUGAGUGAAACCAAACUUUUGGCUGGCAUGAAAAAAAACAUUGCUGGUAUUCUAAAGGGAGGGUCCGGGAUUCGCUGGUAUUUUGUAGGUUUUCUCGUCUCGACAGUGGACAACUCGGUAUUGACUUUGCGGUGCUCCCAGCGGAGGAUACGAGUACUGUACCAUCCGUGACACAAUGGCCAGCCCCCGCUACAAGUACCUCCUGACCCCACAUGUUGUCCCCGGCAUCAGGUUCUCCUUUAUUGGCCGCGGCACGAACCACAAUAUUGCCGUCUCAAAGGAGGGGGGGACAAGCACAAGUUACUCUUGGGGCUUCGGUGGCAGUUAUCAAACCGGCCUCGGCCCCGAUGCCGAUGACGAGAUCAUGACCCCUACAAAAAUUGAAAACACGGCCACCAGAGGCGUCCGGAUGGCCUUCGCCACUGCCGGUGAGCAGUUCUCCAUCCUCGCCGGCAUU